Mesorhabditis spiculigera is the source of this 234-nucleotide messenger RNA. Lineage: Eukaryota; Metazoa; Nematoda; Chromadorea; Rhabditida; Rhabditidae. The record is from the annotation of a GenBank genome assembly.
AUGGUCGGUUCCGAUGCCCAGCUCCAACAGUGCAGCGCCGAUUACUACAAAAAUGCCAAAUUUGGGCUUUGCAAGGCGAUGAACACCCUUAUGGAUUGCAACUCGGGCAUCUACGGAAAAGCGUGUGGCGCACAGACCAAAGCAAUGGCUUGUGGGAUUGUGAGAGUAUUGAUGAAUCUGGCUGACCCGCAGUGCGAGGCAACUGGGCAACUGAACAAAUGUCCAGCAUGCAAU